GUCAUUUUCCUUUUUGUUUUCCUUUUUUCUCUCUUUCUCUCGCUGUAGUUUUAUUCAACAAUGAACGUUGAUAAUCAAAGUUCAAAUUAAUUUUCUUAAUUAAAAUUAUAUAUAUUCUACAUUUACAAAAAAACAAAAAACAGUGAAAUGCCUCUUCUUUCAUCUUAUUUAGAUGGAAUAAUUUUUAUUCUACUGACAUUAAUAGUUGGAGUUUAUUUCUAUUUGACUCGUAAUUUUAAUUAUUGGAAAAAUCGUGGCGUCGUUGAAAUUUCGCCGCAUGUAAUUUUCGGUAAUUUUACAAAGUGUUGGACAUUAAAAUUAUCACCUGGUUAUUUAUUGAAAAAAUUUUACGAAGAAAAUGAAAAUUCACCUUAUGUGGGAAUUUAUAUUUUUGAUAAACCGUGUUUACUUGUUCGCGAUCCGGAAAUAAUAAAACGAAUUCUAAUAAAAGAUUUUAAUAUUUUUUCCAAUAAAUUGAUGCGUUCAAGUGAAAAUGAUAAAUUAAGUAAUAAUUGCAUUUUUUUAAUUGAAAGUCCAAAGUGGAAAUAUUUUAAAUCAAAUUUAUCGAAUUUAUUUACAUCGAGGAAAUUGAAGAAUAUAUUUGAAUAUUUACAAGAUGUGAGAGAAGAUUUGAAUUUUUAUUUGGAUUCACUGAAUUUAACUUUUGAAAAACGAGUAAACGUGAAGGAACUUUGUGCUAAAUUUACAAUUGAUGUCGUUGGACUCACUGUAUUGGGUUUAAAAUUAAAUUGCCUUCGUAAUUCUAAUGCGGAAUUUCAAAAAAUUGUCAAAAGAAAAAUGACAGGUGUUUCAAAUUUACGACGAGCUAUUGAAGUCACAUCGAUAUGUUUAAUGCCGGAAAUUACAAAUUUUUUUGAUUUUCGAUUUUUUGAAAAUGAUGGGAUUGAAUUUUUCAAAAAACCCUUUCAAGAAUCGUUGAGUGAACGAAAAAAAUUAAAAAUUAAACGACAUGAUUUAAUGGAUUUAUUGAUUCAAUUGAGAGAGAAUAAUAAAAAUGAUUCACUGGAAUAUGAUUUAAAAUUGGAAGAAAAUGAUUUAUUGUCUCAAGCGAUGAUAUUUUUUCUCGCUGGUUAUGAUUCUUCUGCGUUAACAAUGUCAUCGACUUUAUACGAAUUAGCCCGAAAGCCAGAUAUUCAAAAUAAAUUAAGAGGCGAAAUUAAUGAAUCACUUUUGAAAAAUAAUGGAAAAAUUACAUACAAUAUGAUAACUGAUUUACCAUAUUUGGAGAUGGUGAUUUUGGAAACUCUAAGAAUGUAUCCAGUUUUGCCGAUAAUUGAUCGAAUCGCUGUAAAUGAUUAUAAAAUUGAAGAAACUGGUCUAUUAAUUGAAAAAGGAACGCCAAUAUUGAUUCCAAUGCUUGGUUUACACUAUGAUAGAAAUUAUUUUUCAAAUCCUAAUGAAUACGAUCCGGAAAAUUUUUCCGAUUUCAAUAAAUCAUCAAGAAAUCCUUACGUCUUUAUGCCCUUUGGAAUUGGUCCUCGAAGUUGUAUAGGAAUGCGCCAAGGACUUUUACAAUCGAAAUUGGGCAUUGCUCAAAUAAUUUCAAGAUUUGAAGUCUCUCUUGCAAAUGAUUCCUCAGCGGAAAUUGAUCCAAAAGGAUAUUUUACAUUAUUCAAAGAAGAUCUAUUCUUGAAUAUGAGAAAAAUUUAAAUCUUUUAACUUUACUAUAUAUAAAUAUAUUUUCUUUAGCAACAAAAAAUAAUUCAUAAUAUUUUUCCUUUUAAUAAAAAUUAAAAUUGUAGAAUUUUUUAAAUUUAAAUAA
Molecule: messenger RNA, 1783 nt
Organism: Leptopilina boulardi
Lineage: Eukaryota; Metazoa; Arthropoda; Insecta; Hymenoptera; Figitidae
Product: cytochrome P450 6k1-like
Exons: 5
Coding region: 148-1671 (507 amino acids)
Molecular function (GO): heme binding; iron ion binding; monooxygenase activity
Source: RefSeq, a predicted model, not a curated record